Gadus morhua (Atlantic cod) is the source of this 2914-nucleotide messenger RNA. RefSeq names its product upstream binding transcription factor, like (gene ubtfl). The record is from RefSeq and is a predicted model, not a curated record. Lineage: Eukaryota; Metazoa; Chordata; Actinopteri; Gadiformes; Gadidae.
UUUUUUUUGCCGGGUUUGGUUGGUCUUGUCCCGCUGUCUCUCGUUUCAACCUCCGCCUCUGUGCUCUCACUCGCAUGUUUUCCCUCAGAGUUCCUCCCCCUGCGGCGUUGGGCGGAGUUUCAUACCGAACUAGACGCUCCUUUUGUCGGAUCCGUUUCGAUCUGGCUCCCCGGGGUUUACGACUGACAAAUACCCCCCCUAAAACCCCUAAAUAAUAAAAAUAAUUCCAUAGGUUUGCAGAAAUACUUCUGGUUCAUAUUUGAAGCGAAGGUGACAGCGGACGGCGGGUGCUGUAACCGGUCGUCAGCAUGAACGGCAGCGGAGUUUCCACCGCUUCGCACAACUCACGGCUCAAAACCAAGAAGAUGGGUGGAGCAAGGAGGACUGUGUGGCCCUGUUGGAGAGGAUCAGGGUAUCCUCCCUGACCUAGACUCCAUGAAGUACAAGACAACGGAGUCCCACUUUGACUGGGAGAAGGUGUGCUUUGGGAGCUACACCAGCGACAUGUGCAAACAGAAGUGGCACAAGGUCUCCACAGAGGUGCGGAAGUACCGUACCAUGACGGAGCUCCUGGCGGAUGCGAUGGAGUUUGUGAAGAACCCCUACAAGGGCAAGAAGCUAAAGACCCACCCAGAAUUUCCCAAGAAGCCCUUGACACCGUACUUCCGCUUCUUCAUGGAGAAACGAGCCAAGUACGCCAAGAUCCACCCGGAGAUGAGCAACCUGGACCUCACCAAGAUCCUGUCCAAGAAGUACAAGGAGCUGCCCGAAAAGAAGAAGCAAAAGUACAUCACAGAGUUCCAGAGAGAGAAGGAGUCGUUUGAGAAGAACAUGGCGCGCUUCAAGGAGGACCACCCCGAGCUGAUAGAGGUGAAGAAGAAGUCAGACCUCCCGGAGAAACCCAAGACCCCCCAGCAGCUGUGGUACAACCACGAGAAGAAGACCUACAUGAAGCUCCACCCGGAGGUGAGUCAGAAGGAGCUGAAGGAGGCCCUGAGGAGACAGUGGUCUCAACUGCUGGAUAAGAAGAGACUCAAGUGGAUCAGCAAGGCUCUUGAGCUACAGAAGGACUACGGGGACAGCAUGAGAGUGUACCAUGAGGCCCACCCAGAUCUGACCUCGGAGGAACAUGUCAAGUCCGUCCUCACCAAGGCAGAGAGGCAGCUCAAAGACAAGUUUGACGGCCGGCCCACCAAACCUCCACCGAACGGCUACUCCCUGUACUGCGCUGAGCUGAUGAUGAACAUGAAGGAUGUCCCGAGCACGGAGCGCAUGGUGCUGUGCAGCAAGCAGUGGAAGAUGAUGACCCAGAAGGAGAAGGACAUGUUCCAGAAACGCUGCGAACAGAGAAAGAAGCAGUACGACGUGGACCUGCAGCGCUUUCUAGAGAGUCUUCCAGAAGGAGAGAGGGACCGCAUCCUGACAGAGGAGAAACUGGGCGGGUCCAAAUUGGGUAUGGGCGUGGCCGGCAGCCCCCACCGAACCAAAGCCCUCACGGCCAAGGAGCGCAGCCGGGAGCCGGAGCCAGAGAACUGGGUCCAGGGGACCACGGCCAAGGAGCGCCGGGAGGCCCGGAAGAGGACCAAGCUCCCGGAGACGCCACGCACUGCCGAGGACCUGUGGCAGCAGAGCGUCAUCGGAGACUACCUGGCCAAGUACCGGAGCGACCGCAAGAAGGCCCAGAGCGCCAUGGGGGCCUGGAGGUCCAUGGAGAAGAAGGAGAAGAUCCCCUGGAUCAAGAAGGCUGCCGAGGACCAGAAGAGAUACGAGGUUCAGUAUCAAGCUGUGAGGGAGCUGCUGGAGAACAGGACGCCUGCUGGGGGACAAACCAACAGGAAGCCCAAGUUUGAGGGGGAGCCCAAGAAGCCUCCGGUGAGCGGCUACCAGAUGUUCAGCCAGGAGCUGCUGACGAACGGGGAGCUGAACCGGCUCAGCCUGAAGGAGCGCAUGGUGGAGAUCGGGAAGCGCUGGCACAAGCUCAGCCUGGCCCACAAGGACAAGUACAAGAAGAUGGUGGAGGAGCAGCAGGUGGAGUACAAGGCCGAGCUGGACUCCUGGGUCAAGUCUCUCUCUCCCCAGGAGCGGGCGCUCUACAAAGAGUUCUCGUCCACGAAGCGGAGAAGCAGCACCAGGGUCCAGGGGCCCGGGGCCAAGGUGCGGGUCACGGCCAGGGGUCCGGCCCCGGGGGUCGCCGUGGGGAAACGCUCUAUGGCGUACCGGGCCAAGCAGGACACGUCUGAGUCGGACGAGGACGACGACAAGAGCGACUCUUCGGACUCGGACGACGAUGACGAGUCGUCAGGAAGCAGCGAAAGUGACGAAGACGACGAUGAUGAGAACGACGAAGACGACGAGGACCAGUCGGGCGACAGCAGCUCCUCGGAGGAGAGCAGCGACUCGGACACGGACUAGCAGCACAGGACAGGAGAAGUUGUGCAGGCCACGCCUCCUCACAAGCCAUUUUUUGUUUUGGUUUUUCCGGCGGACCAAUGGGCAGCGUCGACACCGGACUGCCGUGAUCCUGGCCCCGCCCGCAGCGGACGGGGGCGAGCGAAGGACCUACGUUACGCUAACGUUCCUGAAGGACGCUCUGCACCUCUCGCAGGGGUUGUUACAUGUGUUCCCCAAGUGUUUGUUGGGCGUUACCGUUUGUUUGGUUUACAUUUUAAGAAAAAAAAUGGCCUUUAACCUUGAUGUGUCACUAUUUUUUAUCAUGACUAUAAACUUUAACAAGCGCGUUUAAGCUUUUUGAUUUUUUUUUUUUUUUUAAGACUGGGAUUUGUACAGUUGAACAGGGAGGGGACUUUUGAGGUCCCGGUUGCUGACUGGUUGUCCAGGGUUGGGAGGAAGUUCUUCAGUUCCCACUCGACUAUUUUGGACAAAACGUUAAGAAUUAAAAUGCACUUUUUUCUCA